This is a messenger RNA of Pollicipes pollicipes, 729 nucleotides long. RefSeq lists its product as uncharacterized. NCBI's taxonomy places the organism in Eukaryota, Metazoa, Arthropoda, Thecostraca, Pollicipedomorpha, Pollicipedidae. The transcript is spliced from 4 exons. The coding region runs from base 39 to 485 and encodes 148 amino acids. The record is from RefSeq and is a predicted model, not a curated record.
AGCCCGCGGCGGCAGACGCUCCCAGUCUGCGACACAACAUGGCGGUGACGGUUUUCCUGCUCGUGGUGUUCACGCUGGUGACGCCAUCUAUAUCCCUCCCGUUGCCGCAAGACGUCAGCACCGCUGUGGACUCUGAUGUCGUGUUUAUCGUGCCUGGUUCCGAUGAGCCAGAGAAGCCUCCCGGGUACCAGUACCAGCAGCUGAACCCGGCAGACGGCAGCUACAAAUUCGCCUACGAGAACGAGGACGGGGGCUUCCGGGUGGAGCAGCGGCUGGGCAGCGGGCAGCUGAGGGGCAUCGCGGGCACCAGGGCCGCCGACGGCACCGUGGUCGACGGGUUCAGGUACAGCUAUGAGGGGUACGGGUACAAGCAGGAGCCGUACACCUCGGAGCAGGUACCGACAUUCCUGCGCAGCGCUGCUGGACCCGAGGGUCUGCCGCAACUGGUGCGCAACCUGCAGCUCUUCCCCGAGUACUUCAGCUAGGGCGGGACAGGCGCAACUGCUGAACCAGGCUGUCGCGUACAGCGCUGGACGGUCGUGGCUAGUCGUGGAGGGUCUUCCGUAUCCGUGGAAAUGUCUUGCGCAUAACUGACGCGUACACAGCUGACUAUAAUGCAUUCUAACUGCUGCAAAAAUAACCAAUGUGGUUGUGGGGUCUAUUUCGUACAUCCUUUUCUCAACAAGAACCUUUGCUGUUUUUUUCGAAUGCUGUAAGCUGAGCUUGGCA